This is a messenger RNA of Hylaeus volcanicus, 2223 nucleotides long. RefSeq names its product eukaryotic translation initiation factor 3 subunit G (gene eIF3g1). Gene Ontology annotation, cellular component: eukaryotic translation initiation factor 3 complex; cytoplasm. NCBI's taxonomy places the organism in Eukaryota, Metazoa, Arthropoda, Insecta, Hymenoptera, Colletidae. Gene Ontology annotation, molecular function: RNA binding; translation initiation factor activity. Bases 169 to 1026 code for a protein of 285 amino acids. The record is from RefSeq and is a predicted model, not a curated record. The transcript is spliced from 3 exons.
AUAAAUAGUAACGUGACCAAAGUAAGAUGGCUGAACUGUUCGUGUCCAUUUUGACUCGUUUUCAUUCGUGCUAGAGAAGUCGCGUUUUUGUCAAUUUUUUGUAGUGUUUGUGACCAUUUCAAUUGGUCUCGUGAUUGCUACAAAUUUCAAUUAUUUACGGUUUUGAAGAUGCCAGUAGCAGACGUAAAAUCCAGUUGGGCUGAUGAGGUAGAGGAGGAAGUAGGAGCAUUGCCUCCACCUUCGGAGACUUAUGACAAUGGAUUUAAAAUUCUCACGGAAUAUAAAUAUAAUCAAGAUAAUAAGAAGGUCAAAGUUGUUCGUACAUACAAGAUUGAGAGACGUAUAGUAUCGAAGACAAUUGCUGUGCGAAAAAAUUGGGCUAAAUUUGGAGAUUCUGCGGAUGACCGGCCUGGACCAAAUCCUGCUACUACAGUUGGUGGUGAAGACAUUUUCAUGCAAUUCAUUUCCAGCAAAGAAGAAGAAAAUAAGGUUGAAGAAGACAGUCUUGAUAAAUUGAAGAAUAUGGGUGAUAAAGGUGUUGUCAAGUGUCGUAAUUGUAAUGGAGACCAUUGGACUUCAAAAUGUCCAUACAAAGAUACUGUUCUUGCUGGAGGAAAAGUACCAGAUGAUAAGAAACCACUUGUUACUCCUGGUGCUCCUGGUGCUAUGGCAGAAUUGAAACCUCAAAGUGGCAAAUAUGUACCACCUGGUAUGCGCGAAGGGGGCAAUAAACGCGGGGAUUCUAUGCAAAUGCAAAGACGUGAAGACAUUACUACUAUUCGUAUCUCCAAUUUAUCAGAGAGUACUACAGACGCUGACUUGGAUGAGCUUGUCAAGCCAUUUGGAUGUGUUCUUAAAUUUUAUCUUCCAAAAGACAAACAGACCAAUCUUUGCAAAGGUUUCGCAUAUGUGCAUUUCAAGUAUAGAGUGGAUGCUGCGAAAGCUAUUGCUACGCUCAAUGGUUAUGGUUACGACCAUCUCAUUUUGAACGUGGAUUGGUCAAAGCCACAAACACAAAAUAAUUAAAAUUAUAAUGUAAGAAAUUAAAUUUUUAUUACUUGGAUUCUACAGCAUGUAACAGAAUGGGGGAGUCUAUUAGAACUAUUUUGUGAUUGUGACAUCAAAAGCAGAAAAACAAAGCAUUUGAUUUCAUUUAGUAAUGCUUCAAAACGUAAAAGUUAGUAUAGUAAGACAUACUAAACGGUAACUAAACGAAUGUUGAUAGCUUUACUAAUGUUUAAAUUCGAUCAAUUUACAAAACAGUUUCUCUGCUUUUAGUGUCACAAUUUACUGUCAAUUUUGAUUCACAAAAAUCUAUUUCAUUCGCUAUUGGAAAAAAUCGACGAUGUACCCAUUAAACUGUAAGUUGUAUUCCUAGCAUCUAAUUAAAAAUAGAUCAUAUGCUAUAAUAUGUCGUAUUUAUUAACUGAAUACUAACAACUCAGGUCAGCACAGAGAAUAUUGGUAAUGUUUAAUAGUUUUAAAUAGCUGAGGGCGUUGAUCAUAUUUUUAUCAAAUUAGUUCAGCUCAUUCACUGUUAGAUGGUUAUAUUAUUUGAGUUUGAGUUUAUUUAAGGUGUGCAAAAGAAAAUUCCUUGCAUUGCACCUAUCAGAUACAUCCUUUUUGAAAUACAUAUUUCCGUUUGCUGAAUACAUAAUACAAGAUACAAAAAUAUUAAGUUUACAAUGUUCUUAUUCUAUGCCUUAUUGCUAAAUAUCUGUAUAACUGUGAUUUUAUAUUAUCUAAAUCAUUGUUCGUUCUUCUUAUUCUUAUCAUUCUUUAAGGUUAACAAUUCAUUUAUUCUUAAAGUCUCUCUUUUCGUGAUAUCACAUUUUAGCAGGUACUGUUAGUAUGCUACUUUAUACGCCACUACUUUAGACACAUAACUUGCUCUUACACUAGAAUAAUACUGACUUGAACUUACAGAAAAAAAGAACAACUGGAGCAUAACCAUUUAUAAAAAGAGCUGCGCUUACAUCAUCGUAAAGGAAACUUAAAUUUAAUAUAAAACAAUACAAUUUAUAAGUAUUAUAUUAUUGUGAUUACCAGCGCAAUAUUAUACUCUAUGGUUUUAAUAUUUUGGCAUAUUUAUCUUUUCACUUAUAUUGUCCAUCACAAUGUUUCUAUAUAAUUAAUAUCUAAUUCUAUGUUUCUUCACGGCUCUUAGGAACUUCGUUGUUGCUUUUCCUUUUUUUGGUUAUUAAUUACUUAUUUAAAUUAAAA